This is a messenger RNA of Arvicanthis niloticus (Nile rat), 4719 nucleotides long. It is a transcript of the gene Mark2, whose product is annotated as microtubule affinity regulating kinase 2. The record is from RefSeq and is a predicted model, not a curated record. NCBI's taxonomy places the organism in Eukaryota, Metazoa, Chordata, Mammalia, Rodentia, Muridae. Gene Ontology annotation, molecular function: ATP binding; tau-protein kinase activity. Gene Ontology annotation, biological process: protein phosphorylation; intracellular signal transduction; microtubule cytoskeleton organization. Gene Ontology annotation, cellular component: cytoplasm.
GUAGGCGUGGCUGCUGGUUGGCUCUGGAGGUGCGAAGAGUCUCUUCGUGGAUUUCCGUAAACAGUGCCGAAGCUUGGUCUUCGGAUUCUAGGAGGUGCGCGCGUCCUCGGGGAUUACCUUCUUCGGUAGUUUCCGGAAUUCACCCAUAGUCUGGGCCGAGAGGAAAAGGCUCUUCCCCCUCCCGUUCCUACUUGUUUCGGAUGUUUCCGGCUCUUGCCGGCGGAAAGAGCCGAGGGCUGGCGGUGGUGGCGGCCAUGUUGGGAGCAGCAGGUCCGGCGGCGGCUGCCUGUGUGUCGGGCGCGGAGCAGUGCGGCUGAGGGCAGGGGAGGAGCGAGGCAGGCGGCCGGCUGCGGCGGUUGAGAGUAGGCGGAGCGGCGCGGCCCGGCCGAAAGGCGGCACAACCCAGCCGGGGGUCGGGGGGGUGCGGUCCGUAGCCGCUCGGAGCCGGCGAGGCCUAGCCCGAGCGGCGCAUCACCGGGCUGGCGUGAGCCAUCGCCCGGCCUCCCCGCACCCCCGGCCGGGGCCCAUGCAGCGGGUGCUCCUGCUGUGAGAAGCCCCGCCCGGCCGGGCUCCUAGCCUUCCCUUUCCUCCCUUCCUCCAAGCUUCUCCGUUCCCUCCCCUGAGAUACCGGCGCCAUGUCCAGCGCUCGGACCCCCCUACCCACGCUGAACGAAAGGGACACGGAGCAGCCCACCUUGGGACACCUUGAUUCCAAGCCCGGCAGUAAGUCCAACAUGCUUCGGGGCCGCAACUCAGCCACCUCUGCUGACGAGCAGCCCCAUAUUGGCAACUACCGGCUCCUUAAGACCAUUGGCAAGGGCAACUUUGCCAAGGUGAAGUUGGCCCGGCACAUCCUGACGGGGAAAGAGGUAGCUGUGAAGAUCAUUGACAAGACUCAGCUGAACUCCUCCAGCCUGCAGAAACUGUUCCGAGAAGUAAGAAUAAUGAAGGUUUUGAAUCAUCCCAACAUAGUUAAGUUAUUUGAAGUGAUCGAGACUGAGAAGACGCUCUACCUUGUCAUGGAGUAUGCCAGUGGCGGAGAGGUGUUUGAUUACCUAGUGGCCCAUGGCAGGAUGAAAGAAAAAGAAGCUCGAGCCAAAUUCCGCCAGAUAGUGUCUGCUGUGCAGUACUGUCACCAGAAGUUUAUUGUUCAUAGAGAUCUAAAGGCAGAAAACCUGCUCCUGGAUGCUGAUAUGAACAUCAAGAUUGCAGACUUUGGCUUUAGCAACGAAUUCACCUUUGGGAACAAGCUGGAUACUUUCUGUGGCAGUCCUCCUUAUGCUGCCCCAGAACUCUUCCAGGGCAAAAAGUAUGAUGGCCCCGAGGUGGAUGUCUGGAGCCUGGGAGUCAUUCUCUAUACACUGGUCAGCGGAUCCCUGCCUUUUGAUGGACAGAACCUCAAGGAGCUACGGGAGCGGGUACUGAGGGGGAAAUACCGUAUUCCGUUCUACAUGUCCACGGACUGUGAAAAUCUGCUUAAGAAAUUUCUCAUACUUAAUCCUAGUAAGAGAGGCACUUUAGAGCAAAUUAUGAAAGAUCGGUGGAUGAACGUGGGGCAUGAGGACGAUGAGCUAAAGCCUUAUGUGGAACCACUCCCUGACUACAAGGACCCCCGGCGGACAGAUUUGAUGGUGUCAAUGGGUUACACUCGGGAAGAGAUCCAGGACUCGCUGGUAGGCCAGAGGUACAACGAAGUGAUGGCUACCUAUCUGCUCCUUGGCUACAAGAGCUCUGAGCUGGAAGGUGAUACCAUCACUUUGAAGCCCAGGCCUUCAGCCGAUCUAAGUAACAGCAGUGCCCCAUCUCCAUCCCACAAGGUUCAACGCAGCGUCUCUGCCAACCCCAAGCAACGACGCUCCAGUGACCAGGCCGUCCCUGCCAUUCCCACCUCAAAUUCCUACUCUAAGAAGACUCAGAGUAACAACGCAGAAAAUAAGCGGCCUGAGGAAGAGACGGGGCGGAAAGCCUGCAGCACCGCCAAAGUGCCUGCCAGCCCUCUGCCUGGCCUGGACAGGAAGAAGACCACUCCUGCCCCAUCCACAAACAGCGUCCUCUCCACCAGCACAAACCGAAGCAGGAACUCCCCACUUUUGGACAGGGCCAGCCUUGGGCAGGCCUCCAUCCAGAAUGGUAAAGACAGCCUAACCAUGCCAGGGUCCCGGGCCUCCACGGCUUCUGCUUCUGCCGCAGUCUCUGCGGCCCGGCCCCGCCAGCACCAGAAAUCCAUGUCUGCCUCCGUACACCCCAACAAGGCCUCUGGGUUGCCCCCCACGGAGAGUAACUGUGAGGUGCCUCGGCCCAGCACAGCCCCCCAGCGUGUCCCUGUUGCCUCCCCCUCCGCCCACAACAUCAGCAGCAGUAGUGGAGCCCCAGACCGAACUAAUUUCCCACGGGGUGUGUCCAGUCGAAGCACCUUCCACGCUGGGCAGCUCCGACAGGUGCGGGACCAGCAGAAUCUGCCCUACGGUGUGACCCCAGCCUCUCCCUCUGGCCAUAGCCAGGGCCGGCGGGGGGCCUCUGGCAGCAUCUUCAGCAAGUUCACCUCCAAGUUUGUCCGCAGGAACCUGAAUGAACCUGAAAGCAAAGACCGAGUGGAGACGCUCAGACCUCACGUGGUAGGUGGUGGAGGCACUGACAAGGAAAAGGAAGACUUUCGGGAGGCCAAGCCCCGUUCCCUGCGCUUCACAUGGAGCAUGAAGACCACGAGCUCUAUGGAGCCCAAUGAGAUGAUGCGGGAGAUCCGCAAGGUGCUGGACGCCAACAGCUGCCAAAGCGAGCUGCACGAGCGCUACAUGCUGCUGUGUGUGCACGGCACACCAGGCCACGAGAACUUUGUGCAGUGGGAGAUGGAGGUGUGCAAACUGCCCCGGCUGUCUCUCAACGGUGUUCGGUUUAAGCGGAUAUCGGGCACUUCCAUGGCCUUCAAAAACAUUGCCUCCAAAAUAGCCAAUGAGCUGAAGCUUUAACAGGCUGUCAGGAGGGGCAGCAGAGGCCCACCAGUGGACUUGGCUGCUUGGGCCAAACCUGCAUCCCCCGGGAGAAACUGCAGGAUGAAUUGGUGUGUCUCCCCUGCUGGCACUUGUCCCCUUCCAGGCCCUUCUCAGUUUUUUCUUCCAUGUUUGUGGGGGAUGGGAAGUGGUUCUUCCCCCUCCCACAUUCAUCCCGCCCAGAAGUCCCUCUCUCCCCCUCUCCCCCUACAGGAGGCAAAGGAAGGGGAGGGGGUUGGGGGGGCAGGGCUCCCCCUCGGUACUGCGGUUGCACAGAGUAUUUCGCCUAAACCAAGAAAAUUUUUAUUACCAAAAAGAAAAAAAAGAAAAAAAAAAAUCCCAGCGGCCACCUUUCCUCCCUGCCCCAUUGGGACAGUCAAGACUGGAUCUGUGGGGUUCCUGGGAGGGUGGCUCAGGGCUGGAACACUCUCAGGCAAGAGUGGUGGAGUUCCCUGGCAGGCCCUCCGCCAGGCCCACUUUGGGCUUCUCCCCUCUCCCCACUUCUUUCCCCUCCAAGCGACCCACCAGAGGUGGCCUUCCCCUGCCCCCAGGCCCUUGGGCUACAGGCCUUUACACUGGGGCCCAGUGGGGGUACUGCACAGCCCUGGAGAGGGUGGGUGGUGGGACCCUGGCUCCCUCCCUCCAUACCAUACCCUCUGCCCUCCUUCCUCAGAGCUGGGCAUUUCCUUCCAUGAGCUGCUGUGGGGAUGUUCGUUCCCCUUCUCAGAAGUCUGUGCCAUCUUCUCCACCUCUCCAGGUGGAAGGCGGGGCUGACCCCAGUACUGGUAGAGGGGAGGGGAAUGGGCCAUGGGCUCUCAGCCCCCAGGGGGCCGCUUGGGAACAAGGACACAAGCUUCUCCGUUCUGGGAGUCUUUGUCUGAAAGCACAGCCCCUCACCAUCCCCCUACUGCUUCCCCUUCCUUGGCAUUAAUCUGGGCACCGUUCUCAUCUCUCAGCCUUGCCUUUUCUUCCUGGCAUUGCCGCCCCUCCUCUCAGGAGACUGUCCAGGGCCUCCAUGGCUGCCUGGCGGAAGGCUGGAUUGGGCGGCAGGGCCAGGAGCCUCUUCUCCACAGGGUGGGGCAAAGUAACUCCUGCUUGCUCACCUCCGAGGCCAGUGUGUGAAUGGGUGACUGUAGGCGCUUGGCUGGUGGUGGCCACUGCAUCCCUUAAUUUAUUUCUCUGCUGUUUCAGUCCUUGAGAAAUUGGGGGGAGUCAGUCCUACAGAGGCUGCCCCCUGCUCUCACCUGAGUUGUACAUUUUUUUUUUGUGAUGGGUUAUUUUUUAUUAUUAUUAUUGGGUUGUUUUUUGUUUUGAUUUUUUUUUUUUUUUUUUUUUUUUUUUUUUUGGAUUUAUGAUGACUCCACUCUUGGCCCCAAUUGUUGUCCUGUCACUCCCUGCCCUGUCCAUCACCCUGGCUCCCAGGCCAGGCCAGGCUCAGCAACAUGUUGAGUCUUGGGUUCCAGGAAUUAAACCUUGCCAACCUCAACCCUCCAGCCCCAUGCUCCACUGGCUAUGGCUCAGACCAAGGGCUCCUCCUCUCCCUCUUGCCCUGUGGAACAGCCCGGGUGCUCCAAGGGGGCCAGGAGGGCAUGGCUUGGCCCCCAAGAUAAGGGGUGGGGGCCAGGACACCCAGGCAAGGUGGCCCCUUCCUGCCUAGCCCCCUCUUCCCCCACCCUGCACUUAGUUUCUCCUCUGGAUCAAACACGUAAUAAAGAGAAUGUUUGGAAUCUGA